Prinia subflava (tawny-flanked prinia) is the source of this 921-nucleotide messenger RNA. RefSeq names its product 3 beta-hydroxysteroid dehydrogenase type 7-like. Lineage: Eukaryota; Metazoa; Chordata; Aves; Passeriformes; Cisticolidae. The record is from RefSeq and is a predicted model, not a curated record. Gene Ontology annotation, molecular function: 3-beta-hydroxy-Delta5-steroid dehydrogenase (NAD+) activity. Gene Ontology annotation, biological process: steroid biosynthetic process.
AUGGAUGGAGCCUUGGGGUCUGUGACAGGAGGAUGUGGGUUUGUGGGGGAGAGGAUUGUAGAGCUCCUGUCUCAACAAAACUACAUCAAAGAAGUCAGAGCUUUUGAUUCAGUAGCAAGAGAAGAAGUAGAAAAAUUCAGCACAGGCACUGAAAAUGUGUUAAGGGCCUGCUGUGUCCUGAGCAUCCCAAGCCUGCUCUACACCAGCUCCAUCGCUGCUGUGGGACCCAACACCCCCUGUGAGCCCCUGCUCAGGAGAGGGGAUGAGGACACUCGGUGCAGCGGGGAAGUGGAGCUGCCCCACGGGAAGGCAAAAGCCACAGUGGAAAAAAUUGUGCUUGAAGCCAACAGAGAAAAGGUGCAAAAUCCACAUGGUGGCACCCUCAGAACCCGUGUCACCCAUCCCAGCACGGUGGAUGGGGGAGGGCAGCUCCCUGCAGGAGCUGUGUUUGCUUCCAGAGCCAGGAAUGGUGUUCUGAACUACCUGGAGCCUGAAAACACCCAGAGUAAUCUCACCUACGUGGGGGAGGAAUGUGGCCUGGAUGCAUGUCCUUGCAAGGACCCUGCAAGGGUGGCAGGAAAGGUGCAUUACUGCUGUGACGACUCCCCGAGCAGGAAGGGAUUCCAGCUGCUGUGCAGCACAGACCCCUCGCUGGGGCUGGGCUCACACAUCCCCUGCUGGAAGAUGUGGUUGAUGAUAAAGCUGCACAGGAUCAUCAGGGACAUCCUGUGCCCUUUCUGGAGGCCACUCACCACCUUCUCCUUGAGACAGACCAGGCAUUCUGAAUACAAACCCCUCUUCACGGGGCAGGAGAGCAGGCUCAGGACUGCACAGUGGCUGAAAGCAGCUGCAGGGAGCCUGGGACCCCCCAGCUGCAUGGAAAGAACUAAACAGCAUUUUUGGGAAAGCAACUUCAAGUGA